Triticum dicoccoides is the source of this 1544-nucleotide messenger RNA. Its product is annotated as putative F-box/LRR-repeat protein 23. Bases 73 to 1113 code for a protein of 346 amino acids. The record is from RefSeq and is a predicted model, not a curated record. The transcript is spliced from 2 exons. Gene Ontology annotation, molecular function: protein binding. Lineage: Eukaryota; Viridiplantae; Streptophyta; Magnoliopsida; Poales; Poaceae.
AGUCGGAAAACCCUCCAUUCCCGCGCCUUCUUCCCCAAACCCUAACCCUAACCCUUCCAACCCGGCCGCGCGAUGCCCUCGUCCUCUGGUCGCCGCCGCCGCGGCCGUCGAGGCACCCGCCGCCGACAGCGCUGUUCGACAAGGACCUGGGCAGAGCUGCCGCUGGUCGCGAUCUCGGCCAUUCUCCACAAGCUCGACCACAUCGAGAUCCUGAUGGGGGCCGGCCAGGUGUGCCGCUCCUGGCGCCGCGCCGCGCGCGACGAACCCGAGCUGUGGCGCCGCAUCGACAUGCGCUUCCACGCCGACCUCUUCUACCAGCUCAACCUCCACGGGAUGGCGCAGGCCGCCGUACGCUGCAGCAAGGGGCAGUGCGAGGCCUUCUGGGGCGAGUACGCCGGCGACGACGACUUCCUCCUCUACCUCGGCGACCAGGCACCAUCUCUCAAAAGUCUUCGACUCAUUUCUUGCUAUGAUGUUUCUAACGAAGGUUUCACAGUUGCGAUAGAGAAGUUCCCUUUGCUUGAGGAGCUUGAGCUUUCAUUGUGUUCAAAUGUGGGUGAGGGUGGUGUGUUUGGGGUUGUUGGCAAAGCAUGCCCGCAGCUGAAGCGCUUCAGACAGAGCAAGCAUUCAUUCUUUGAUUUUGAAGCCAGUGGCUACAAUAAGGACGAUGAAGCCCUGGGGGUUGCAACUAUGCAUGAGCUACGCUCUCUGCAGCUCUUUGGCAACAACCUCACCAACGAAGGACUGACAGCCAUCCUGGACAACUGCCAGCACCUGGAGUCCCUUGACAUUCGUCAUUGCUUCAACGUCAACAUGGACGACACCCUGCGAGCAAAGUGUGCCAGGAUAAAUACGGUGAGGCUUCCACAUGACUCAACUGCUGGCUACGAGUUUCAGGUUCAGGAACCUACGUGGUCACGUUACCGCAGUGACUCCCAAGGUGAAGAUGACACUGAUGCUGAUGAUAUGGAGUAUGGUUUUGACUAUGAUCUGGACUCUGAGGACUACGAUGACUACUGUGAUCCUUCCCGCUACCUUAAUGGCGUCUACGAGGAUGACCUUGAUGAAGAAGACAGGAUGGUUCUCAGGGCUAUGCGUGCGCUCAUGAAAUGAGCUUCAUCUGGAUGUUGUGAUAAAAGUGCUUGGAUAUUAAUGCCUUUUUGCUGAGCACUAGUGUUCCCUAGUCAUUCGCUGCUCCUGUUCAUGUGCCCCCUUUUGCUAGAAGAUCAGUACAAGUAAUGUUUCAUGUUGGUCACACAAUCUUGCAAACAUGCGUGGUUCACAAGUACGGCGUUAGUAGUACCUUGCAGUUUCGCUGGAGUCUGUUAUUAGCUGUACGGCUAAACACUAUGUUAUGUGGUAGUCAUCAGCCUAUUGAUUUGGUUAAUACUCCCCCGUUCCUAAAUAUUUGUCUUUAUAGAGAUUUUAACAAUCUAUACUCUAAAAUAUGUCUAUCUGUAUGUGGUAGUCUAUUUGAAAUUUUUAAAAAGACAAAUAUUUAGGAACAGAGGGAGUACUUGUGUAUGUGAUGCGUACCUUGUGUA